Molecule: messenger RNA, 1414 nt
Organism: Conger conger (European conger)
Lineage: Eukaryota; Metazoa; Chordata; Actinopteri; Anguilliformes; Congridae
Product: cystein proteinase inhibitor protein salarin-like
Exons: 7
Coding region: 65-403 (112 amino acids)
Source: RefSeq, a predicted model, not a curated record
AUCGCAUAUUGUGACCUGACAGACUCCAAAGGCCUGCGUUACAGUCAGGAAGGACAUUGCAGCAAUGGCCCAGCAAUGUGUGAUUAAGCCGAUGCUGGAAGUGGAACUCUACGACAAUAACGACGGGAAUGUAGAGACAGACUGGAAAGAGUGGAAGAAGAAACAUGGUAAGUGCUACAGCCCUGAGGAGGAUGCGCGUCGUAAGCAAGCGUGGCUCAAGACAAGAGUGACGGUAACGGAGCAUAACAGGCUGUACAUGGCGGGCAAGGUGACCUCCACCCAGGGCGUGAACCAUUUCGCUGCCGACCUUGAAGGUGAAGGUCCUGCAAUGGGACUAAUUAUGCCCUCUGAAGAGGAGAUGAAGCGUUUGGAAGCUGAGCAAAAUUUAGUGGGAUUCCUGUAAUUCAGGUGAACCCAGUGGUCCUGUAGGGAAUGGCAGGGAGUGGUUGACCAGUGACCACCCCCCUCUGGAGAAAGUGUACACUGGUGUUUUGCUUUGGUUCUUUUCCCUCUUUGGUUUGUACCCUGGGUUAAAUUAGCUGGUGCUGGUGUUGUUGGACACCAACACUAAUGCACUGUAUGGUUCACGUGCUACCUCACCUCCAGUGGGCCCUUAUGCUUGUCCACGUUGCUCUUGUUGCUAACUAGAUUGCAAUAGCAGUGGCUAAUAUAGAAUAAUGCUCUGGAGCAGGGGUGCACAGCAAGGGCCGAUCUGUUUCAGGAUGUUGUGCCAACUUCUAAUCGUUUCAUUAGCUCAAUCAAGUCUAAAUGAUUCUGGUAUGUGUAUAAGCACCAGCUACAGUCACAGACUGCAGGUGUAUCCUAAAGAUUUCACUGCGAUCCAGUAGAGGCGUGAACCAGUGUAGUUUAUAGAGUGGUCAGAAACUUUAAUUUUCGUUCAUUGGUUGAAACAAAAACCAGCACACAGAUCGGCCCUCCCGGACCGGAGUUGUGCAGCCCUGCUCCGGAGGAAUUGCUGCCACCACAUAUGACCUCUACGACAUUCCCAGCCUAAAUUUCCUAAAAUUCCCACUCUAAAAAAAAGGAAGACAUAGAAAGGAAAGAUAUUUUAUGAGUACCGAAAUGACAUCAGGACAAAAUGUGGACAAACAUACAGAGCAGCGUAAGGAGAGGUUGGCUGGGGUGAAUCUGAAUCUAAUAUCUACCGCAUCUGAAUUUUUUGUACGAGGUGCAAUCCACCUGCGGUUGUUCUCUACGCUCAUCUGUGUCAACUAGGAGGUGGUGGGGUUUUCAUAUUGACUGUGUAUUUCUGUACUCAUUGCGUAAUCAGCCUUAGUAACCAGCUCAUUACCUGUAUGUUUGCCUGACCCACCCAGGGCCGUCAAUCUACAGGAUCUGUCCCUCCCAUUACUGCGGAGUGCUUGCAUCCAUUAAAAUGCAGGAAAAAAAGAAA